AUGGCUACAACCAAUUCUUCUACCUCCAUUCAAGAUAAUACACCUUCGUAUCUUUACCUUCACCUCAAUGAGAACCCUGCCAUAUCCCUUGUCUCACCCGUUUUAAAUACCACAAAUUAUCAUUCAUGGAGCAGAUCCUUCAUCGCGGCUCUUUCUGCAAAAGACAAGGUAGAAUUCGUUCUUGGAUCAACUAUUCAACCCUCCAAGAUUGAUGCUUCCUUUCCUGCUUGGUUCCGUUGCAAUAGUAUGGUUGUUUCAUGGCUUCUCCAUUCGGUCUCUCCUUCAAUUCGAGAGAGCAUUAUAUGGAUGGAUAUUGCUAUCGACAUUUGGAUUUAUCUGAAAAACCACUUUGCCCAAGGUGAUCUUGCAAGAAUUUCCACUCUACAGAUGGAAGCCACCACUCUAUCGCAAGGUGAGCUCUCUGUUACUGAUUUUUUCACAAAGCUCUGGGUUCUUUGGGAUGAGCUCGACUGCUUCCGUCCUGACCCUGUUUAUCGUGCCAUGCAACUUCUACGAGGUUUGAACGAUCAUUAUACCAAUAUCCAAUCUCAUACUCUUCUUCUUGAUCCUAUACCUCCCAUUUCCAAAAAUUUUUCCCUUGUUAUUCAACAAGAAUGUCAACUGAUGACUCACCAUAUCACUGCUUCUGUUACAUCUACCUCUCUUUCUAGUCCCCCUCCUGCAACUGCUCCUACCUCUGUUACUUGCACUUAUUGCAAUAGAGUUGGCCACCAAGAAAAUUCUUGUUUCAAAAAACAUGGUUUCCCCAACCAAGAAUACAGGACUGUAAAAUCCACUAAUAACAAUUCUCGCAAGAUCUGCACUUAUUGCCACAAAAACGGUCACACCAUAGAUGUUUGUUUCAAGAAACACGGUUAUCCCCUAGGACACAAGUUUUCCAACAAACCUAGUCAAAUUCAUAAUGCCAUUACGCCAACUGAUACUGAUACUCAGAUGAAAAGCUUGGAUCAAGAACGUUCUUCUCUUGAAACCAUUCAACUUACUCCUCAACAAUAUCAAAUUCUUGUUGCGUUGUUUAAACAACCUACGUCCAACACUUCCAAUGUGCACAUCAACCAAGUUGGAAUCGUUUCUACCAACACUUCUCCAGCGCAACAUGCUGUUUUCUUGAUAAAUCAAAUGCCUACACUUGUUCUACAAAACGAUACACCUCACGAACGACUACAUGGAUCUCCUUGUGACCUCUCGGUGUUACGCAUUUUUGGCUGUCUUUGCUAUGCUAACACCAUUAUUUCCCACCGAAAGAAGUUUGAUGACCGUGUUAUUCCUGACACUUUUGUUCGAUAUCCCAUUAGCAAUUACCUUCACUACAAUCGUCUUUCUCCUACUUUCAAGCAUACAAUAUUAUCUAUUUCAUCUAAUGUUGAACCAACCUGUUACUCUGCUGCUUCAAAACAACCUCAAUGGGUCAAAGCCAUGCAUGCCGAGCUUGAUGCACUGCAGGCUAAUAACACUUGGGAAAUUACCACUCUGCCUCCGAACAAAACCGCCAUUGGCUGUCGUUGGAUUUACAAAAUCAAAUAUAAUUCUGAUGGAUCUAUCAAACGAUAUAAAGCGCGACUUGUUGCCAAAGGAUAUAACCAGAUUGAAGGACUGGAAUUUUUAGAUACCUUUGCACCUGUCGCUAAACUCACUACUGUACGACUUCUUCUUGCCAUAGCUGCUUCUCAGUGUUGGCCACUCAAACAAUUGGAUGUUAAUAAUACUUUCUUACAUGGUGAUCUUCAUGAAGAUGUUUAUAUGAAACUUCCUCCUGGUCUUACCACCGCUAAUAAAAAUCAGCUAAGAAAGUAUGUCUUGGAUCUCCUUGCUGAAACCGGUCUGCUCGAUAGCUCGCCCGUUCCUACUCCCAUGGUUCCAAAACAAUCUUCUACUAAUACCGCUCGGUCUCUUGAUGAUGAUGAUGUUGCCUCCUAUCGUCGUCUCAUUGGAAAACUCAUAUAUUUAACCACAACUCGUCCUGACAUCACAUUUGCCGUCAACCACCUCAGUCAGUUCAUGUCUACACCUACGACUGCUCAUCAACAAGCUACUAAUCGUAUCCUCCGAUACCUCAAAGGUACCCCUGGUGCUGGUAUCCAUUUUCCUAGUAACUCUACUAUUCAACUCAAAGCCUUUUGUGACUCUGAUUGGGCCACCUGUCCUGAUACUCGUCGAUUGGUCACUGGGUUCACUGUAUACCUCGGCAACUCUCUCAUCUCAUGGCGCUCCAAGAAACAACCGAUUGUCUCCCGUAGUUCUUCUAAGGCUGAAUAUCAUUCGCUAGCCAGCAUAGUGUGUGAACUACAAUGGCUUACAUAUCUGCUUCAUGAUUUCCACGUUGCCCACACGUCUCCUGCUCUCAUCUACUGUGAUAACCAAUCUUCCAUACAAAUUGCCUCUAAUCAAGUUUUCCAUGAACGUACUAAGCACAUUGACAUUGACUGCCACAUUAUCCGAGAAAAAGUUCACGCUGGUCUGAUGAAGCUUCUUCCCAUCUCCACCACUAUGCAAAUAGCCGACAUUUUAACAAAACUGUUACCUCCUCCUACCUUUCAACUUCUUCGUUCCACGCUCGGUCUCCAAAAUAUUUACACCCAACUUGAGGGGGGCUGA
Molecule: messenger RNA, 2616 nt
Organism: Vigna radiata var. radiata (mung bean)
Lineage: Eukaryota; Viridiplantae; Streptophyta; Magnoliopsida; Fabales; Fabaceae
Exons: 5
Coding region: 1-2616 (871 amino acids)
Source: RefSeq, a predicted model, not a curated record